AGGGAAAGCUUCUAAGUGAGGAAACAGUAGAAGUGGGGGGUAGGUGGUGGAACUUGAGUGGGUAUACGUCUGUCUCCAGAGAGACAAAAUGGCUGAAUAGUUGUCGGAGGCAGCAGCCCUGGGUCUCCAGGUGCAGGAAACAUUUUACAAGAGGCGGUGUCCAGUAGUAAAAAUGGAAAAGCAGGUCGCAGCAGGGCCCAGGCCAGCAGAGGGAAUGGAGGGAACAGGAAGAGAGAGUUUUGCCAUGCCGUCUGGGAUCAUCCGGGAGCUACCUCGCUGGGCAGUACCGCAACAGGAGGGCAUACCACACCGCUUGGAAUCCCAGUGGCAGGAUUUCCUGAAGACUGUGCAGUCCCCUGCCUCAGGAUGGGGAAGCCCACAGCUGCCAGAACUGACGUCCUGGGAUGACCUGGUCACUUUUGAGCGUGUGUUUGGUGCCUGCCAGUGGCCGAGAGGAGAUGGUGUCUCCCGGCUCAUGCCAGCCUUCAGCGCAGAAGCCCAGCAAGUGUUUAGCGGCCUGAAUGUCAGGGACAAAAUAGACUAUGGGAAGGUGAAAGCCGUCUUCCUGCAAGGAAAUUCCACCAGCACGGAGAUACACCGCCAGCGCUUCAGGCAGUUCUGCUACCAGGAGGCUGAGGGGCCUCGGGAGGUUUGUGGCCACCUGCGGGAACUCUGCCAUUGCUGGCUGGAGCCAGAGAGUCGUACGAAAGAGCAGAUCAUCGAGCUGCUGAUCUUAGAGCAGUUCCUGACCAUCCUGCCACAGGAAAUCCAAAGUCAGGUCAGGGAGCGUAGCCCGGAGACCUGUGCCCAAGCUGUUGCCCUGGCUGAAGGCUUCAUUUUGAGGCAGCAGGAAAGCGAGCAGCAGGAAGAACAGCAGCCUGAGCCAUUCCAAGAGGUGGCUGUGGAUUUUUCUGAAGCACAGAGAGUUCCACUGGAUUCUGGGCAGAGGCAGCUUGGCAGGGAGACCAGGAAGCAAGAUAAUGGUAACGCUUGCUCAUUGGGUGCCAAUCUCACGGACAGAGCUGAGGAACAGCAUGACUACCAGGAAUCCAGGGAGGAGGAAGUACCCCCAGCAUCUGAGGCAACCCAAAGAAAAGAGAAAUCUCACCUGUGCAUCGAAUGUGGCAAAAGCUUCACCCGGCCCUCAGACCUGGCGAAGCACCUGAACGUCCACACAGGAGAAAAACCCUACCUGUGCAUUGAGUGUGGGAAAAGCUUUAGUCAGCUCUCUCACCUUACAAGACAUCAGAAAAUCCACUCAGGGGAGAAACCCCACAUCUGCUCCGAGUGCGGAGACACGUUCAGCCAGCGGGCCUAUUUGGUCAGCCAUCAAAGGAGCCAUUCAGGGGAGCAGCCCUACCGCUGCUCAUACUGCCAGAAAUGCUUCAGCCACCAGUCAGCCCUGAAGAUACACGAGCGCAACCACAUGGGCCAGAAACCCUACGCCUGCACUGACUGCGGGAAGCGGUUUGUUUCCUCUUCCUCUCUCACGACCCACAGGAGAAUCCACACGGGAGAAAAGCCUCAUGCCUGCGGCGUGUGCGGGAAAAGGUUCAUCCAGCAUUCCAAUCUAGUCUCGCACCAGCGAACCCACUCAGGGGAGAAGCCGUUCUCCUGCAAGGUGUGUGGCAGGAGGUUCGCCUACCCUUCUGACCUUACGAGGCACCAAAAAAUCCACACAGGAGAGAAGCCCUACCCCUGCGAGGAGUGCGAGAGGAGGUUCACCCGGCUCUCUGACCUUAUUACACACCAGCGAAUCCACACUGGGGAAAAACCCUAUCGCUGCCUUGAGUGCGGGAGACGGUUCAGGCAGAGGGGAGUGCUGGUGAAACAUCAGAAGUGCCAUUCGAAAGAGAAUCCCAAAGGAAGCGAGUCCAGGCAAAGCGAGCUGCAAGCAAACAGUGAGUUCCGGGUUCAUGGGAUAAAGCAGGAGAAAGAAGAACUGGAGAAUCUGGCAGAGUCCGGUUUGAUUCACUCUCCCAGCUCCUGAUGCCCAUCACUCACACGCUGCAGCACAGAGAGAGAGCAAAGAUCUUGUAGGGUACAUGCUUCUUUCCCCUCUUCCUCUGGUGUUGACUAAAACUGGUCAUGGGAGCACCUGUCCUUUGCCAUCUCCUGCCUGGGCUGUUACGAACGUUGCAGGGCUGGGGGCAGGAGCACUUUGUCACUGGAGUUGUAAGUUCUAGAGAGAAAGGACAGGAGGAAUGAUUUUGUCCUUUCCUCCUUCACAGUGCUGGCCUACCUGCUGUCACAAUGACCUUUGGAAGAAGCGGAGACGAUGCCAUUUGCUCUGCAUGCAGCGGUUGGGAUAAACCUCUUCCAAGGUUGUCUUUGUUGG
Elgaria multicarinata webbii is the source of this 2338-nucleotide messenger RNA. Its product is annotated as zinc finger and SCAN domain-containing protein 31-like. The record is from RefSeq and is a predicted model, not a curated record. NCBI's taxonomy places the organism in Eukaryota, Metazoa, Chordata, Lepidosauria, Squamata, Anguidae. Gene Ontology annotation, biological process: regulation of DNA-templated transcription. Bases 173 to 1990 code for a protein of 605 amino acids. The transcript has 3 exons.